GUCACACAUGGCAUUAACCGAACAAGAGGUUCUGGUAUCUGUCUCGCGACAUACUGAGGAAGCCAUCACGGGACCUGGAAAUCCACAUGAUAGUGUUUCUGUGUGCACUGACGUCUGUAUUCACCAUAUGCUGGGCACCGUUCAUGGUGCACAUCAUGUCCACACUUAUUACUGGAAAACAAAACCUUCUUCUCGACCUUGCUGCAGUACGACUAGCCAGUUUGAACCAGACCCUGGAUCCUUGGCUCUAUAUAUUGCUAAGACGUUCUUUGUUUGUCGCUCUAAAGAAGAAGGUUAUUGCAUUGUCCAAUGUGGUCCGUUGUUUUUACAAGCAAAACAAUACACAUUCUCGCGAUUCCGAACCAAGCGAUGUCAACAAGCCUGACAUACCAUUACUUUUGGAAAAUGGUAAUCGCCUCCUCUUGGAUUGUGCACAGAAGAAGGACAUGGUAAAUGAAAGCCAACCGGAUGUAAUGCUUGCAGAUAAUAGUCUUACUCAUUCCGCAAUGCCGGAUGUGUUGCCUAUCGGGAAACUGCGAGACUUAGGUUGUGUGUGUCAAGUCUACUUAAACACAAAUCAGUUCGCCUCAAUGAACAAUGAUGUUUAUGUAAAAGUUCUAUAUCUCCAUGGAAAUCAAUGUAAUAACGAUGGGGAUAACGGGCAACCUUGUGGCUGUGAAAAGGACAACUCGCGCUCGACAGUUUGUCACAAUUUUACACCAAUUAAUUUAUCGGCGAUCAUGAAAGUGGCUAAAACGGAGUCGCUAUUAAUGCCCCAGAGAAUUAAUUCAUUAAGAUUGCCUGGAAAGAAUCGUAAACGUACGGAUUCAUUUCUGCAGGUUAAGAAUGACGAAUGUUCUUCUAAUGGACGUAGAAAAACGCUUCACGAAAGUUUGAGACGAAGCAAAUCUAAUUCCACCACUGCCUGACCGGUCAAAGAAAAAACCAAUUCCACUACCAGACCGAUCAGUCAUCAUACAUCAGACGCUGUUCACACAUCAUUCUUUAGCCUUAGUCAACACCGAGGCAACUGUAACUGCUACGAUUAGAUGAUGCUUUGCACAGUUAAUGUAGCUUCAAUUUUUUAACGAGUUGUACCCACUAUUUCGAAUUUUACCGAAUGAGGAUGUUUGGAUUAGUUUUAUCGGAGCGAAGCAGCCUUUAUAAAAGUGUUCAGUAAUGCCGCAUGAUACAAUUAAAAGUGUUUGAUUGCACAGACAUGAAUACAUUUGUUAAACGUACCAAUGCCAAUUCAUGUUUUUGUUUAUAUAUAUUGUUUUCUUUAGUAAGUUCAUUCAAGCUGAUCAAAUUCAAA
Molecule: messenger RNA, 1315 nt
Organism: Dreissena polymorpha
Lineage: Eukaryota; Metazoa; Mollusca; Bivalvia; Myida; Dreissenidae
Product: prostaglandin E2 receptor EP4 subtype-like
Exons: 3
Coding region: 87-929 (280 amino acids)
Biological process (GO): inflammatory response; positive regulation of cytosolic calcium ion concentration; adenylate cyclase-activating G protein-coupled receptor signaling pathway
Cellular component (GO): plasma membrane
Molecular function (GO): thromboxane receptor activity
Source: RefSeq, a predicted model, not a curated record